Molecule: messenger RNA, 2115 nt
Organism: Zygosaccharomyces rouxii
Lineage: Eukaryota; Fungi; Ascomycota; Saccharomycetes; Saccharomycetales; Saccharomycetaceae
Gene: GUT1
Product: glycerol kinase
Exons: 1
Coding region: 1-2115 (704 amino acids)
Biological process (GO): glycerol-3-phosphate biosynthetic process; glycerol metabolic process; triglyceride metabolic process
Cellular component (GO): mitochondrion
Molecular function (GO): glycerol kinase activity
Source: RefSeq, a predicted model, not a curated record
AUGAGUCAAGACAUUAAUAGAUUAACUGUUGAUGGAGUAGUUCCACUAAUAGCAACAGUAGAUGUGGGGACUACAUCAUCUCGUGCAAUUCUGUUUAACAGAUUAGGUCAAGAGGUUUCUAAACACCAAAUUGAAUACUCUACUACUGCAUCUAAGGAAAAGUACGGUGCAUCUGGUAAGCGCAGGCCAUCAUUUGAUCGGAAUCCUGAUGAUCCUAUCUUCACUGCUGAAGGUAUUGCAAUUAAAGAGACAAAAUAUGUGGAGAUCGAAGAUUUGAAGCAACCAGAUCCAACUUUAAGGUUCCCACGUCCUGGAUGGGUAGAAUGCAAACCAAUUAAUAUUUUGGAAAAUGUUGAAGAAUGUCUAGCAAAGGCUUUUUCAUUUGUAUGGUCUGUUAAUGAACAAAGACAACAAGAUGGAUUACCACCUUACAGAGUACACGCAAUGGGUAUUGCCAAUAUGAGAGAAACUACUAUUGUUUGGUCAAAGGAGACUGGGUUACCGGUUGUCGAUUAUGGUAUUGUGUGGAAUGAUACUAGAAAUGCAGGUAUUGUGGCAGAAAUGAAGAAAAAUACACCAAAGGAGAAACAAGAAAGGUUGCAAGAAAAAAUCGGGUUGCCGCUGUACAGUACAUAUUUUUCAUGUUCCAAAUUACGUUGGCUUUUGGACAAUGAACCAGCUGUACAAAAGAGUUAUGGAGAAGGUGAUUUGAUGUUUGGUACUGUAGAUACUUGGUUAAUUUAUCAUUUAACUCACAACCAUGCAUUUAUUUCUGAUGUUACUAAUGCGUCACGUACUGGUUUUAUGAAUUUGGAUACUUUAGAUUAUGACGAUGAAUUAUUGAGCUAUUGGGGGAUUGAUAAGACAAAGAUCAACUUACCUAGGAUUACGUCAUCGGCCGAAUACUUUGGAGAUUUUAAAGUUCCUGAAGUUACUAAAAGUUGGAUGGAUCCUAGUGAUUGGGAUAUUCUAGAAAAAUUAUCAAAUAGAGGACCGCCAAUUCCAGUGCAAGGUUGCCUAGGUGACCAAUCAAGUUCUCUUGUUGGUCAAUUGGCCUUUAAACCAGGUGCAGCUAAAUGUACCUAUGGUACAGGUUGUUUCUUACUGUUUAAUACUGGUUCUAAGAAAUUAAUUUCUAAACAUGGUGCUUUGACGACAUUUGGUUACUGGUUUCCUCAUUUAGAAGGUGAUGAUAAGAAUUCUCCACAUUUUGCGCUUGAAGGUUCUGUCGCAGUUGCAGGUGCGGUCGUCCAGUGGUUAAGAGAUAAUUUGAGAUUAAUUCCAAAGGCUGAAGAUGUCGGACCCUUAGCAUGCCGUGUACCUGAUUCUGGUGGUGUUGUAUUUGUUCCUGCGUUUUCUGGAUUGUUUGCACCAUAUUGGGAUGCUGAUGCUAGGGCUACUAUUAUGGGUAUGUCUCAACAUACCACUGCGUCUCAUAUUGCAAGAGCCGCUGUCGAAGGUGUUUGUUUCCAAGCGCGUGCUAUUUUAUCUGCAAUGUCUGCUGAUGCCCUUGGUGAAGGUAAAAGGGACAAAGAAUUUUUGAAUGAAAUGGAAGAUGAUUCUGAGGAGAAAAGUGCACUUUCAACAUUAGCGGUUGAUGGUGGUAUGUCAAAAUCUGAUGAAGUUAUGCAAAUUCAAGCAGAUAUUUUAGGCCCAUGUACUAAAGUAAGGAGAUCUCCAACUUCAGAGUGUACUGCACUAGGCGCAGCUAUUGCAGCAGAAAUGGGAUUUAAAGAUCCAAAGGAUAGAAUUAUGUGGAAAGAUCUAAAGGAUGUCAAAAAAUGGGUUUUCUAUAAUGGAAUUCCUAAAGGUGAAGCUGUUCCAGCAGAAUUAAUGCCAAAUCUUAAACUGUUCGUUUCCGAUAGUGAUGAUGCAGAAAGAAGACACAAGAGGAGAUUAUGGGAUAUUGCAGUUCGGAGAACAAGAGGUUGGAUGGCUGCAGUUUAUCCACCAAAUUCCAAUGUAAACGAAGGUUUCCAAACAGAUGGAUUAGCUGUGGAAUCACCAGCGGUUCAACCUGAAAAUUCGCCAUUUAUCCCUCCAAAGCAUGAAAAUUUGGAAAGAGAAAUGCACAGGAAAGAAUUAAGAAAGCAACGAAAUGCUUUGAAGGUCUGA